GAAUCGAAGUGAAAACACGUGUUUUGAUUACAUCUUCACUUGACACUCAAUUCUCCAUCUCGCCUUCUAUUUUGAAGGCAUCGACGUUGAUUCAAAGUGAAUCAAGAACUUGCAGUACACAGCUGUGAUACUUUCGUUCUAAACUGAUUUGUAAGCCGCUCAUCCCGCAUUAUUUUACACUCGCCGAGAACAGUGUUACCAACAUGAUGCCUAUGAAUGACAGCAACGAUAUCUCAAAGCUAAGUAUUACUGGCGAUCCUAUGAUGAGCGACCUCGACUUCUAUAAUUUGCCGUUCUGGUUAAUUCCCUCAGAGGAGAAAGAGGAACCCGCGCAAAACGUCCCAGACACCACUCUGGACUUAAAUGAAAUGCCCGCCUGGUUGAGCGAGACGUUUCCAUCGCGCAAUUUUCCCGAGGAGGAUGCAGCGUCAGAGCAAUCAAAUCUGAGCCCAUCUCCAUCUGCGUGUAGCUCAACGAGCACAGGACACUUUUUUACCCUCGAAAUGAGCGCUAAAGAGGCUCUGUUCACAGAAACAGAGCUACGAGAGCUCUCUGUGAAAGAAAUCAACAACCUGUUGAGAACCAGAGGGCUUUCGAAGGAUGAAAUCGCUCGGGUCAAGCAACGACGAAGGACAUUGAAAAACCGAGGCUAUGCCCAGCAUUCAAGGAUGCGUAGAAUCCAGACCAAGAAUGACUUGGAGGUCGAGCGAGACGGUCUACAAAAAGAGCUUGACAGCCUAAAACAACAGGUAGCUACAGCCCUCCGCGAGCGAGACUUCUUCAAGAAUAAAUAUGUCAAGCUCCUGUCACAAGUAUCGAAGCUGCCAGGAAAGGUAUUGAAGAUCAACCCAUUGGAAAAGUGAACUCAUAGACUUAUAAAAACUUGAAUUCAAAUACUUUGUACACGUACAAGUGCUAGCUCCGAAAGCAUCAGGCCAUGAAAUCGAUCGACAACGAGUUUGACAACAUCUUAACGGAACGAACUGGGUUUUCCUAUGAACAUCUUCGCUUUGAACCCUAGACUUUAGCAUUGUUACCUCUUUGUUGUUGUCUUAGAGAGUUUUUAGGCCGUUCUUGGCAUUUUUAGCUCGAUAGUUGUAAAGUGGUUUGAAAUUGCCAAACGUCGAGAAACGUUUUCGAACGUUGCGUGACGUAAUCAGUUAUUUUUAUUUAUGAAGUAAGCCGCUGACAGUGGCCAAUCUGAUGUACGGGCGACUUGUGUACCAAACUGGCCAUUCUUGUUGGACCAUUACAAAAGAAAAAACGAACAAACAAAAUCUAAACAAAACUAAAAACACAGAAACAUCAUUUGAAAAAAAUGUUGAAAAUAUUAUCCAAUUAAAAAAAAAAAGAUGUUACUAGUUUCAUUGUAUACCCUUUACAAGUUAAAGUGAAUUUUUGGCAAUACCAAGGGGAAAGUUUUUCUCAGUACCCCCAGCCGAAGCAACAGUUUUUGUUAUGUAGUGUAUAGUGAAAUAAAAAACAUUUUCCAAUA
Molecule: messenger RNA, 1495 nt
Organism: Stylophora pistillata
Lineage: Eukaryota; Metazoa; Cnidaria; Anthozoa; Scleractinia; Pocilloporidae
Biological process (GO): regulation of transcription by RNA polymerase II
Cellular component (GO): nucleus
Molecular function (GO): RNA polymerase II cis-regulatory region sequence-specific DNA binding; DNA-binding transcription factor activity, RNA polymerase II-specific
Source: RefSeq, a predicted model, not a curated record